Stereum hirsutum FP-91666 SS1 is the source of this 567-nucleotide messenger RNA. RefSeq lists its product as uncharacterized. Lineage: Eukaryota; Fungi; Basidiomycota; Agaricomycetes; Russulales; Stereaceae. The record is from RefSeq and is a predicted model, not a curated record. Bases 1 to 567 code for a protein of 188 amino acids. The transcript has 2 exons.
AUGGAAAAAGUGAAAAAGGAAAAGGUGCGCCAUAUCCGUGUCCAUGUUGAAUGUCGAAUAUCGACCGCCUUCGUCUUCCUUCCUCUCACUCUCACCCGCACUCUCACUCUCACUCCUUCAAUCCCUCCCACUGCCUCGCCCGCUCCUCUCAUUCAUAACCGCCGCCUCCUCUACCACCUCGCGAAGCGCUCUCCUCUCCCCUCCCCGAUCACGAUAACGCAUCCAUCGUCCACCCGCCCGUCCGCCCGUCGUUCUUCAGACUUCAUACUUCAUCGGCCCGCGUCAUGUCUCAAAUGCUGCCGAUUCCUUCAAACCUACACCCGUAGGAAGAAGAAGAAGAGAAACUUGCUACUCACUCAGAUUCUUAACCCACCACACCCGUACCAAGCCCGCACACGCGAGCGCGCUGACGACGCCCGCGCCGAGCCGGAUCGCCAUCGUCUGUGCGAGGUGUCUGUCUGUGUUGUCGAGUUCGAAGGAGGGCGAUUCGUAGAUGUUGAGGAUGCGCAUUGUCGGUUCGUUGAUUUGGAAGUUGGUUGGUUGGUUGGUGAUGUGGUUGGUUGGUGA